This is a messenger RNA of Carya illinoinensis, 3035 nucleotides long. RefSeq names its product acetyl-coenzyme A synthetase, chloroplastic/glyoxysomal. Gene Ontology annotation, molecular function: AMP binding; acetyl-CoA synthetase activity. Lineage: Eukaryota; Viridiplantae; Streptophyta; Magnoliopsida; Fagales; Juglandaceae. The transcript is spliced from 19 exons. Bases 453 to 2813 code for a protein of 786 amino acids. The record is from RefSeq and is a predicted model, not a curated record.
ACCAGAACUUGAGAUAGAGCUCCGAACGCAGAGCCCGCGCAUCGGAUAUUCGGUAUUCGUAUUUGGUAGUUCUGAACAGGAAAUUGUUGAUCAUCCUUCCAAAACUAAUAGCGUGUGUACUACUCUUCUUGUAAUCUAUCCAGCAGCCACCAUGAGCUCGAGGAUACCGAUCGAGUUUUAAUACUCUGACUGAGUCUAGCCAUCCUACUCCCUACUCCAAAUUCUUAUCUUCCUCUCCCUGUUUCGAUCUUCAAACCCUACUUAAUACUCUUCUUAUACUUUUUUUUUUAAUUAUUAUUAUUUAAAUGAAAUAAUUAAUUAUUAUUGGAAAUCGUCAUCUUGAUUCGUUUGCUUCCGGAAAGUCUGACUUUUGGAAUCGGUAUAACUUGAAGAAAGAAUCCCUAUUUUGUAUUGAAGACAGGCUGCCUGAUAUAUGAAAGCCCAGUCAAAGGAUGGUUACUCUCUCUAACUUGUUCCAUAAUAACGUCUUGGUUGUGGCUGCUGGUUCUCCUCCUCCGGUACCCGAUUUCUCCGUAUAUUCCUCGUUUAAUCAACUCCCAUUAUUCUCCUCUUCUAAAUUCAGUACUUGUCCUCUUAGUACUCCUCUGCCGAGCAAAACGACAGCUUGUAAAGUUAGUUAUUGGCCGUCCAGAUUUGACACCGGCGGCAGAAUCGGGAGAUCGGGUUGUGGAAGCGUCGUAAUGGACUCGUCUCCUCGCAAGAUUCUCAAGACGUCCUAUCACCUGCGCCAUGUUGAAUCGAUGAAAAUUCUGCCGUCCGGCGCCGGAAACAUUUCUCGUUUGAACGCUGUCAUUUUGGGCGAAUCCCUCGCUUCUGAAGAGAAUGAUCUUGUCUUUCCCAGUGAGGAAUUCUCUGGACAGGCACUCGUUUCUUCCCCCGAGAAGUAUUUGGAGAUGUAUAAAAGAUCGAUCGAGGACCCUGCUGGAUUUUGGUCCGAUAUCGCAUCAUCUGAGUUCUAUUGGAAAGAGAAAUGGGGCCAACAAGUCUACUCUGAGAACCUCGACGUCAGGAAAGGCAAAAUCAAAAUUGAGUGGUUCAAGGGCGGUGUCACCAAUAUUUGCUACAAUUGCUUAGAUAAAAAUGUUGAAGCUGGACUUGGGGACAAAAUUGCCCUUUACUGGGAAGGAAACGAACCUGGUGUUGAUGGCACUUUAACAUACAGCCAGCUUCUCCAAAACGUUUGUCAGCUUGCAAACUACUUGAAAGAUAUUGGUGUCAAAAAGGGUGAUGCCGUCGUGAUUUAUUUGCCAAUGCUCGUGGAACUUCCCAUUGCAAUGCUCGCAUGCGCUCGCAUUGGUGCUGUUCACUCGGUUGUAUUUGCUGGAUUUUCUGCAGAAUCUCUUGCCCAGAGAAUCGUGGACUGCAAACCAAAGGUUGUGAUUACUUGCAAUGCUGUCAAAAGGGGCUCGAAGGUUAUCCACCUCAAAGACAUAGUUGAUGCUGCCCUCAUUGAAGCAGCUCGAAAUAAUGUCUCUGUAGAUGUGAGCUUAGCCUAUGAAAACCAUUCCGCAAUGAACAGAGAAAGUACUAAUUGGAAAGAAGGAAGAGAUAUAUGGUGGCAGGAUGUUGUUCCUAAAUAUCCAACUACUUGUGAGGCGGAGUGGGUUGACUCAGAGGAUCCACUUUUUCUUCUCUAUACUAGUGGGAGCACUGGAAAGCCAAAGGGCGUUCUCCAUACAACUGGAGGAUAUAUGGUGUAUACUGCAACAACAUUCAAGUAUGCAUUUGACUACAAACCAUCUGAUGUCUACUGGUGUACAGCUGACUGUGGUUGGAUUACUGGACACAGCUAUGUCACUUAUGGACCGCUGCUAAAUGGCGCGUCUGUUGUUGUGUAUGAAGGGGCUCCUAAUUAUCCUGAUUCUGGCCGCUGUUGGGACAUUGUUGACAAAUACAAGGUCACAAUAUUCUACACCGCACCCACGUUGGUGCGGUCCCUCAUGCGUGAUGGUGAUGAAUAUGUUACCCAGUACUCAAGGAAAUCCUUGCGGGUUCUUGGAAGUGUGGGAGAGCCUAUUAAUCCAAGUGCAUGGAGGUGGUUUUUCAAUGUAGUUGGAGAUUCAAGGUGCCCUAUAUCUGACACGUGGUGGCAAACUGAAACUGGUGGCUUCAUGAUGACUCCGUUGCCUGGUGCUUGGCCUCAGAAGCCUGGUUCUGCUACUUUUCCUUUCUUUGGGGUUCAGCCUGUCAUAGUAGAUGAGAAGGGUGUUGAGAUUGAAGGCGAGUGCAAUGGGUACCUAUGUGUUAAAAGCUCAUGGCCAGGGGCAUUCCGUACACUUUAUGGUGAUCAUGAAAGAUACGAGACAACAUACUUCAAGCCGUUCCCUGGCUAUUAUUUCAGUGGUGAUGGCUGCAGCAGGGACAAGGAUGGAUACCACUGGCUUACUGGAAGAGUUGAUGAUGUUAUCAAUGUUAGUGGACAUCGCAUUGGCACAGCAGAAGUGGAAUCUGCUCUUGUCUCCCAUCCCCAAUGUGCAGAAGCUGCUGUGGUCGGUGUGGAGCAUGAGGUUAAAGGACAGGGUAUUUAUGCAUUUGUGACUCUAGUGGAUGGAGUUGAUUACAGUGAGGAACUCCGGAAAAGCCUCGUACAUGCAGUCCGGAGCCAGAUAGGGGCCUUUGCUGCACCUGACAAAAUCCAUUGGGCACCUGGCCUUCCAAAAACGAGGAGCGGAAAAAUAAUGAGGAGGAUCCUGAGAAAAAUUGCUGCCAGGCAGUUAGAUGAGCUUGGAGAUACUAGCACGCUUGCAGAUCCAAAUGUGGUCGAACAGCUAAUUGAACUUGCUGAUCGCUAAAGUUCCUCAACUGCAUUAUGGGAGGUACCUCCAUCAGCACAAUAUUCAGUCCCGCUAUAGGCUCGUACUAAUAAUAGCUAAUUUGAGCAAUAGAAGAAAGAAUUCCAUAACCUUUCUGUUUUUCUCCAUAUAUGUUAUAUUGCCUUUUUUAAAUAAAUAAAAAACACAUUUUGGAAACAUGUGAGACACUAAUUUAUCAGUGUUAUUUACUGGGUUGGAUUA